AUGAACUCGAUUCUUGGCCGCAGUCUUCCCUUGAAGACAUUCCAGCCUUCUGGCCUCUCCAUCAGUCGCCAGAGAGCCCUCUACGCCCAGUCCUGGCGGUUGUACUCUUACAGCUCGUACGGCGGCGAGGGCGAGCAGCGCCCAGAGGAUCAGAAGAACCAGGCGACUCGCGACAUUGAACAUCCAGCCAGGGCAGGUCCCCCACCCCCAGACGUCAGCAAGGGCUCGUCCUCUUCUUCUUCUUCUUCUUCCUCCUCAUCCACGCCAAGCUCUAGCCCAUCUUCAUCGUCAGGUUCAAGCUCCAGCUCCAGCUCCAGCUCAACCUCGCAACCGCCUUCCGACGAAGAAACCCGGCGUGCCAACGACGGCGCUGAGGUGAGCCCGCACGUCACAAACCGACCGUCGAAUAACGCGCGCCCGACGCUGAACGACGGGCGGCAGUCGCCCAACAUCGACGCGCAGGGGAAGACGCGGUCUGAUGUGCCGGAGGACGUGAAGCGGCAUAACGCGGAGAUGGAGAAUCGGCAUGAUCGGCCGUAUAACCAGUUGGGAGAUGAGGGGAAGGUGCAGAAGGGGUUUUGGAAGAUUCCCAAGUAG
This is a messenger RNA of Aspergillus clavatus NRRL 1, 597 nucleotides long. RefSeq lists its product as uncharacterized. Bases 1 to 597 code for a protein of 198 amino acids. NCBI's taxonomy places the organism in Eukaryota, Fungi, Ascomycota, Eurotiomycetes, Eurotiales, Aspergillaceae. The record is from RefSeq and is a predicted model, not a curated record. The transcript has 2 exons.